AUGCAGAUUCCGUAUGGCGAAUCGGAGGCGCUAGUGGAGGCGUUUGUGUCGUCAUUUGCGCUAGGGUAUCUAGGUGAUAUGCCUCAGCAAAACGAAUGCGCUGGCUUCCUGCGCCAAAACUCUGCUUUCGGGUGCAGAAGCUGCCUAAUACCAUCAAAAGAAUACGGCAAUUUGGACUACGAUAUCACCAAAAGAGGCAGAUAUCACCACGUGACGCUAGAUAUUAGGACUAAAGCGUCAGAUAUGCCGCCUACUAGGCGCAAAGCGCAUCUCCGAGCGCUGGGUAUCAACGAGCUGCCCUCCCCUGUUUUGACGUCAUUAGCUCCCGCAAUUGACGUGUGUAGGAGCUUUCCGCCUGACCCCCCCCAUGCCGAGAUGUCCGGAAUAGGGCGUUUACUUCAGGAUCUUUUGAUCGACAAUCUCCUGUUGCCCAAUCAACGUGAGGCAUACGCCUCCGUCUUCCGGAAGCAAGCCCUACCACCAGGCUGGUGCAGGGUGCAAAACCCCCUACGUCAUCGCAAUUCCUGGGAUUUGAGCGAGCAAAGCAGGGCUUGUGUCAUAACGGCGAUGGUUUUGCGUACCUGGCUGACAAAUCAACGCCUCCAACCUGCCCUAUUACGUGCUAUCAGAGCAGAGUAUGAUGCAGAAUUGAGUCCUGAUUUGCGCCUAAAAGAGUGCGAUAUCGUGACUAGGGUCUAUAGCCAGUUAGCAUCGAGCUACACCCUGAUUACCAAGCACUGCUUGAGCGCUGAUAACGUGCAGAAUAUGAGCUCUUCAACGCUAAUUUGCCGAUCUCUGUCUCUUAGGCUGAUCAAUUGCGCGAUUAGCGCAGGUACGCGGGGCAGAGGUGGUGUGGCAUCACGUGCCUCCUCCUCAGGUGCCUCUCCAGCACCCAUCAACGAAGACGACGAUAUCUCUGAGCCUGGGAGCCAAUUAGGGGGUGCUCAGCCACCAAAGGCGUCAGCUAACGUGCUCGGGGGGUGGCUGAAUCGACCAAAUAUCCACGUUGCAGUGCAUUAUCACGAUUACUGCAGGCAAUACGCCACUAUCUGGAAUACCAACGUCCUAAUCGGAGAGCAAUAUCACCGUCUUUUCAAACGUCAGGUGACACACACCAACCACAAAGACGUUGAAUUGCAUCUUCUCCGCCACGACGGUAGGAAAAAGACCGUUAGAUUUGUCCUAGAAGGCGCUUUCGAGGAGUCAAAUCCGGAGAUAUCACGUGCCUUUGCUGAUCUCAAGAAGGUGUGCCCUACCCUAAUCGAAUAUCUGCUACCAGCGUCUUCACACCAAUAUCUAGAGAAAGCAGAAACAGGGGUAGAAUCAGCACCAAAUCACGUCAAUCCCAGGGUUUUGGGUCGAGUUCCCGCCAAUUACGUCAGAAACACCGCCCUUUUACCUACCAAAUCACGUGCUUCUGGCGUCUUUGACGAUAUUCUCCGAUUAGCGUACAAAAGGGACUAUUUGCGCCCAAAUAUCGUCGAUUUGGGUGCUAAACCGUAUGCUUACUACCAGCGAUUCACCUUUGUCGAUCCUACAGAGCAGAAACGUAUAGGGUUUACCAAAGGCACAUAUAUUACCCUAAGAGCACCAAAUCAGGGCGAUACACCUCCACUGGUAGGCCAAAUCGAGUAUAUCUUCACCCACAAAUUGCACCAAAUCGAGCGCCUAUUCGUACACGUGCAGAUAUAUGACGACACCGGAAAAUUAGACCCAAUAUCAUCGAUUCCGGUGCUCAAAUCAACCAAUCGGAGAGCAGUAUACGGGCUACCCGCUGUAUCGUCAAAACGCCUCUAUAUUCUGCCUUUUGACCCGUCAGAAUCGUCUUUAGAUAGGCGCUUUUGGUGGUGCAAUUGGGACGUUAGGUUCUGCUGA
Morchella sextelata is the source of this 1875-nucleotide messenger RNA. RefSeq lists its product as uncharacterized. The record is from RefSeq and is a predicted model, not a curated record. The transcript has a single exon. Bases 1 to 1875 code for a protein of 624 amino acids. NCBI's taxonomy places the organism in Eukaryota, Fungi, Ascomycota, Pezizomycetes, Pezizales, Morchellaceae.